This is a messenger RNA of Ostrinia furnacalis (Asian corn borer), 1346 nucleotides long. RefSeq names its product zeta-sarcoglycan. The coding region runs from base 219 to 1229 and encodes 336 amino acids. The transcript has 6 exons. Gene Ontology annotation, cellular component: sarcoglycan complex; membrane. NCBI's taxonomy places the organism in Eukaryota, Metazoa, Arthropoda, Insecta, Lepidoptera, Crambidae. The record is from RefSeq and is a predicted model, not a curated record. Gene Ontology annotation, biological process: heart contraction.
AAUCAACACAGCGGGCAAAACUUUCCCGCUGCUAAGAAGUCGAGGCUGUAUACAUUGUUGGGGAGUGAGCACUAACAAGCCGGCUAUCCGAAGUAGUUGAGCGCGGAUGGGCAAAUGGGGAAUAAUUUUGGCCGCCACUCAGCAGACAGUUGGACUCUCUGAAACCUAAGUACGGUCAAGCCGCGCUAUAUGGAGGCAUAGUUGGUCAGACCGGCAAGAUGGAGUCGCAAUCCUUGGGAAGAACCCGGCAGACUCCGGCCGCGAGAAACCAUAUCGUUUAUACGGACCACAAAGGACGAAAGAUACCAUACGCCGACAAGAUCACCCCGGAGCCCAUCCUGAACAACAAUACGGGGCGGGACACAAAGGCCGACUCGAUCAGGAACAGUUAUAAUAGCCAAUUCAAAGUUGGCAUCUACGGCUGGCGCAAGAAAUGCCUUUACGUCCUCGUCAUGGCACUCAUGUUUAUGAUGAUCAUUAAUCUCGCGCUCACGCUGUGGGUAUUGAAAGUGCUGGAUUUUAAUUCGGAUGGAAUGGGUCAGCUUCGCAUCGUGCCGGGCGGGCUACAGCUCCUAGGUCAAGCUCUGGUGUUGGAUUCGCUAUUCGCGUCAAGCAUCAAGUCUCGGAGAGGACAGCCCAUUACCGUGGAGUCCUCGAGGAACUUCAGCGUCUCGACGCGGGAUUCCCACGGGCUGCUGCAGAGUAGGCUAUUUUUAGGCCACGACCGUCUGGAGGUGAAUGUGGCGCGGUUAGAGGUGCGUGACGCAAGAGGAGCGUUACUACUCGGCGCGGGGCAGGACGCGGUCACCGUGGGCGCAGAGACGUUAACCGUGACCAGCCCCGCCGGGGUCAAUCUUCAGAACGCGGUGCAAACUCCGCUCGUACGGGCCCCGCCGGCGAAGCAAUUAGUGUUAGAGUCGCCGACGCGCUCGCUGGAGAUGCACGCGUCGCAGAACAUCGCGCUGGAGUCGCGGGCCGGCGACAUCAGCGCCAGCUGCCUCACCACCUUCCACCUCAAGUCCGUCGCUGGCGCCAUUCGUCUAGACGCACCCAACAUAUACAUGCCCAAGCUAAAGUCAGCGCUGCCUCUGCCACCCUCGACGCCGCACUCCCACGACCCUCACCACCAGAACAUCUACCAGUUAUGCGCGUGCAGCAACGGUAAGCUGUUCCUAGCGCCCCCACAUGGCGCCUGCGCCGCUCGCGAGGAGAGCCUCAUCUGCCGAUGAUGGCUCGCACAAGCAGGAAGGCUAAGACGCACGCCACGAUAUAAUCUUAUCGAUUCUAGACGAUAAGCCCAUACAUGUGAUGUCAAAAAUAAUCGAUAUGAUUUUAUUCGAGACGAG